This is a messenger RNA of Penicillium mononematosum, 1464 nucleotides long. Its product is annotated as putative MFS transporter. Gene Ontology annotation, molecular function: transmembrane transporter activity. The transcript has 5 exons. Gene Ontology annotation, cellular component: membrane. Bases 1 to 1464 code for a protein of 487 amino acids. Gene Ontology annotation, biological process: transmembrane transport. NCBI's taxonomy places the organism in Eukaryota, Fungi, Ascomycota, Eurotiomycetes, Eurotiales, Aspergillaceae. The record is from RefSeq and is a predicted model, not a curated record.
AUGGCGGAAAAGGAUCCAGCUGAGCAGUGCCCAAGCUCUCAACAUAUGGAGUCCAAUGAUACAGAGAAGCAACAGCCCCAUGUGGUGAUCCCUAAAGAACGACAGUCUGUCAUUCGCAGAAAGUUUGAUCGUCGCGUCUUGCCAAUUGUAUGUAUUCUAUACAUUCUAUCAUAUUUGGAUCGCGGAAACAUCGGCAAUGCCAAGACUGCCGGACUCGACAAAGAUCUUAACCUCAGUGAUUAUCAAUGGUCUUGGGUCUUGUAUGCCUUCUAUAUCUGCUACAUCAUGUUCGAGUGGACUACGGUCCUUUGGAAGAUUCUCUCAGCACAUUACUACGUCGCCAUUCUCUGUAUUUGCUGGGGCGCAGCUGCAAUGUGCAGUGGUGCAGUCAACACCUUCGGUCAGCUUGUCGCAACUCGGUCAUUGUUAGGUAUUUUUGAAGCUGCGUUUGGUGCUGGUGCACCAUACUUCCUCUCUUUGUUCUAUCAAAGACAAGAACUAGGACUCCGGGUAUCUCUACUCCUUGGAAUGUCCCCAGUUGCAAAUUGCUUUGCUUCUGCUCUUGCCUAUGGAAUUACCCACAUCAGGGGAUCUAUAGAGCCAUGGCGCUACCUGUUUAUCAUUGAGGGAGCACCAACGGUUCUCUUCUCAGUGGUAGUAUUCUUCUUCCUCCCCGACUCACCAGGCUCAGCAUCCUUCCUCGACGAAAGAGAACAAACAGAAGCAGUAGAACGCAUGCAAUCGUUCGACACAACAAAGAAAAGUAAAGUCAGCUGGUCCCAAGUCUGGAGCGGAUUAUCAGACUACAAAAACUACAUCCACAUGUCCAUCCACUUCUGCUGCAACUACUCCUUCGCGGGACUCUCAAACUUCCUCCCAACAAUCAUCCAGCACAUGGGCUACACAUCCAUCAACGCCCAAGGCCUAUCAGCACCGCCCUACUUCGUCUCCUUCCUCUGCUGCGUCGCAGCCGCCUUCCUCUCAGACAGAUGGGGAAACCGAGGAAUCCUAAUUACAUUGUUUGCAAGUAUGGCGACAAUCGGGUAUCUACUCCUCACAUGCGUGCAAGAUGAAUCAAAGACUGCGGCGCGGUAUGCGGGUAUUUGGCUAGCGACAUGUGGGAUCUUCCCUGCUCUCGCGCUGAAUAUUACUUGGUUGUUGAAUAACCAAGGUGGGGAAAGUAAGAAGGGCGCUGGGAUGGCUAUGCUUGCUAUUUUUGGACAGACGUCUAGUUUGAUUAGUAGUUCCGUGUUUCCCGAUUCUGAUGCGCCUCUUUAUACGCUUGGGUGUGGGCUUGCGUGUGCUUUUACUGGGUUGAUUGCUAUCUUGGCUAUGGGGUUGAGUGCGAAGUUGACUUUGGAGAAUCGGAGACGGGAUCGGGUUUAUGGGGUUGUUGGUGUGAAUGAGAGGGUUGAUGUUACUGAGGCGGGUGAUAAUCAUCCUAACUUUAGGUAUUUGACUUGA